Molecule: messenger RNA, 1348 nt
Organism: Xenia sp. Carnegie-2017
Lineage: Eukaryota; Metazoa; Cnidaria; Anthozoa; Malacalcyonacea; Xeniidae
Product: hepatocyte nuclear factor 3-beta-like
Exons: 1
Coding region: 177-1043 (288 amino acids)
Biological process (GO): cell differentiation; anatomical structure morphogenesis; regulation of transcription by RNA polymerase II
Molecular function (GO): DNA-binding transcription factor activity, RNA polymerase II-specific; RNA polymerase II cis-regulatory region sequence-specific DNA binding
Source: RefSeq, a predicted model, not a curated record
ACUCACAAACAGUUGUUCUUGAUUGGAAUAUCUCAAAGUUGAAUAAAGAAGAAGUUAUUCCAAGAUAUAGUAGUGAAACCUCAUUGACUGCCUGUACGGUUGUAAUUGCAAAAAAGCCCUUCUUCGAAAACACAUCCUAUUAAAGACAAAUAUCAUCGAAAUUGUUUAGACAAGAAAUGAUGAAUUCCAGCGAAUUGUGGUCGACUGGAUAUCCAACGUCCGUGGAUUACAAUAGAUACAAAGUACUGCAUCAAUUUAGCUUAUGCAACAGAUCUUUAAACCGCGAAAACACACCAGGAUGCUUGAAUCAAGUGUACAACGCCGCCGACUUAGUCACCCCAAGCAUUCUAAUCGCAGAGGAAGAUAAAGAACGCGUAAAUAAUGAUUCAGAUGUUUCCCAGCAUUACUACACGAGCGAUGUAAAACCUCCUUAUUCCUAUAUUGCUCUUAUAACGAUGGCAAUUGAAGAUUCGCAGCACAAGAUGUUGACGUUGAGCGAGAUUUACGAAUACAUCAUGACAAGAUUUCCCUAUUUUCGUAAAAACCAACAAAAAUGGCAGAACUCAAUUCGUCACAAUCUUUCAUUGAAUGAUUGCUUCAUCAAAGUGCCACGCAGUAUGUUUGGAAAGCCUGGUAAAGGGAACUUUUGGAGUUUGCAUCCAGGCUGUGGAAAUAUGUUUGGAAAUGGAAGCUUUCUAAGGAGACCAAAGCGCUUUAAAUGUCAUUCACCUAAAUCAUCUAAUGAUUCAGCAUUCGUUCGCCAUGUUGAUUCAUACCAUCAUUUUAGUUUGUUCACAGCACUUCAACACCACCAUCAGACAGCCACACAACGAAGAUACUCCCCUUACGCAGUUAACCCAAUUCAACACAUAGUUACAUCACCCGUGUUUUCUUCAAGACAAUCUUAUUCCUAUGUAUAUCCUAGGAGUUUAUGUGGCGAGCACGUUCACCAUGGUAUAAGUAAAAUAAAUCUUGUGGACAACACAAGGAAGAAAGGUUUUAGCGUUCAAGAGCUUAUGGCUAAGACCAAUGAUACUUUGUAAAUUCAAAAAGGAGGGAUAUUGUAGUUUCAUUUGAAAUCGACAAGUAUUUUCGUCUUGAGGAAGUUGGCGUUGAUAUAACAUUUGUCAGCUUGGUAACUUUAUUUAAAUGUAUUGUAAAGUAAGCGGACUUAGCAACCAUUUUAUCAUGAUAUGAUCAAGAACUAGUAUGUGCUCAACGAAAUUCGUUUGAGAGUUUAUUUCGAUUCUAAUUCCUGAAUGAAUUUCUCAUUGUAAAUAAUUUUUGCAAAGUUUAUUCUAGUGUCUGGUGAGUAUGUGGGUCAAUAAAAUUUAUUUUUUAACAUUCA